GGUUGUGUACUUUUUUUGAAACUGUGAAGCUUUUUUUAUUUUCCUGCAAACAAACAUGUCCGCCGCAUCAAAUUCUAAGGUCUUAGUACGAAAUUUGGGUAGAAUAGGAUAUGCAGAAGCCUGGGGUGUGCAGCGAAAAGAGGUUUUUAAACGGUUGAAAUUUCUCCGGGACAUGCGUUCCCGUACUACCAAAACAACAGUAUUGAAUGGCGACGACAUCACCCAAGAACCAAAGGACGUUAUACUUCUUUGUGAACACAAUCCCGUUUAUACAGUUGGAAUACGGACAAAAGAUUACCCUGUCUCAGAAGAGGAACGGUUGAAAAAAUUGGGUGCCGAUUUUUUCCGCACUGAUCGUGGUGGUUUGAUUACAUUUCACGGACCCGGUCAGAUGGUGGCAUAUCCUAUACUGAAUUUAGCUCGUUACACGAAGAGUAUACGGUGGUACGUUUGCCAGUUAGAAAAAUGUGUUAUUAGAAUGAGCACUAGUUUUGGAUUGGUUUCAAACACGUCUCCACACACUGGUGUCUGGAUAAAAGAUAAUAAGGUUGCAGCAAUAGGUAUCCAUUCAAGUCGUUACAUUACUUCACACGGUUUAGCUUUGAAUUGUAACACCGAUCUGAGUUGGUAUGAUCAUAUCGUACCAUGCGGCAUCGUAGGUAAAGGUGUUACUUCGCUAUCCAGAGAGCUACGCAGAGAUGUAACUAUUGAUGAGGUCACCCCACUUUUUCUAAAAGCGUUUGAGACAGAAUUCAACUGUCACAUUGAAUCAGAGGAUGGUUCUGCGUUUCAACAGGACAAACUUCCUGCAUGAGUCUUUGCUCAAAUAUAUAUAUAUAGUUGUUAUCCUACCAAUAUUGUUUUUGCUGCUGGUGUAUUUCAAUCUAAGCUUUUGUGAUAUUGUCCAAAUGUCCACUUCACUUGUCC
Messenger RNA from Saccoglossus kowalevskii, 927 nucleotides. Its product is annotated as octanoyl-[acyl-carrier-protein]:protein N-octanoyltransferase LIPT2, mitochondrial-like. The record is from RefSeq and is a predicted model, not a curated record. Gene Ontology annotation, molecular function: lipoyl(octanoyl) transferase activity. Gene Ontology annotation, biological process: protein lipoylation. NCBI's taxonomy places the organism in Eukaryota, Metazoa, Hemichordata, Enteropneusta, Harrimaniidae.